AUGUAUCUAGCAUAUCGAUCGGAUAAUCUGAGAGUUUGGGGGUUAGAAUCGUCCGAUGUUUACGUGAAAAUCGUGACGGAAUCCGACUUCCUCCGCCUGAAAAUACAACGCCUGAUGGAGCCUUUGUCCGCACAAAAGCCACCGAUUGUGCCUGAGCCGGAAUACAGUAUUGCAAAACAUGACAAAACGUGA
This is a messenger RNA of Opisthorchis viverrini, 192 nucleotides long. RefSeq lists its product as hypothetical. The record is from RefSeq and is a predicted model, not a curated record. The transcript has a single exon. NCBI's taxonomy places the organism in Eukaryota, Metazoa, Platyhelminthes, Trematoda, Opisthorchiida, Opisthorchiidae. Bases 1 to 192 code for a protein of 63 amino acids.